Messenger RNA from Sinocyclocheilus rhinocerous, 1889 nucleotides. RefSeq names its product nuclear FMR1 interacting protein 1 (gene nufip1). Bases 180 to 1613 code for a protein of 477 amino acids. Gene Ontology annotation, biological process: box C/D snoRNP assembly. Gene Ontology annotation, molecular function: RNA binding. The transcript has 10 exons. The record is from RefSeq and is a predicted model, not a curated record. Gene Ontology annotation, cellular component: nucleus. Lineage: Eukaryota; Metazoa; Chordata; Actinopteri; Cypriniformes; Cyprinidae.
UGCGUGACGUACAGCGUCAUCUAGCGUCAGCGCGUUCUGCGCACUGCGGAAGUGACGUAGAAGUGAACACGCACGCACGUGUGUAGCGCAGCAUGUUUCUGCAGCACAUGUUUGUGUUUAUGUGACUGUAAGAACGCUGAUCGGAACCGGUGUGAAACUCGAGCGGCGCUGUGUCGGUCAUGACGGGGGAACACGAGCGGUAUCCGCCGCCGAACUUCAGCGCAGCAGCGGAACCUCCAGCGGCGCUUCACUGGAGCGGCUCCACGCCGCAGAGCAGCCGCAAGUUCGAGGCGUCCCGAGACUGGAGCUGGACUCAACCGGCACAGACCGGACCCUGGCCCGGCCACCACCAGCCGCAGCAGUACGCAGGUCAUCUUCAUCAUCACCAUCCUCAGCCUCCUCAUCAUGGCUGGCGGGGUUCAGCGCAGCAUCACUGGGGUGGAAAGAAGCAGCAGAAAGAGCCUGGGUUCAGUCAUUUCUGUGACACCUGUGACCGAGGCUUCAAAACUCAAGACAAAUACGAUGAACACAUCUCGCAGCACGUGAAGUGCUCUGUUGAAGACUGUCUCUUCACUGCACACGAGAAGCUGGUGAAGAUCCACUGGAGAAACAAUCACGCUCCAGGAGCCAAGAGGAUCAAACUGGACACUGCAGAGGACAUCGCCAGAUGGAGAGACGAGAGACGCAAAAACUACCCAACGCUGAGAAACAUAGAGAAGAAGCUGAAGCUGAUGGAGAUGAAGGAGCAGCGAGGAGACGUGCUGGAGACGGCUCAGUUCGGUCGCAUCAGGAGCCGCGGUAGGGGACGAGGAUCUGACCGCUGGAGAUGUGAAGGGUCCCGUCAUCACACGAGCUCUGAGACGGAUCUGAAGCGGCCGCAUCAGGACAGAGAUCCUCUGGCGGCUCUCGUCUGCAGUGACCCCGAGUCUGAUAAGGACGAGUCUGUUCAGCAGACGCAGACUAGACUCACUGUCGCCCCCAAGAGCGUGACCUCUGCCCUCGGGUCACUGAUGUCCAGCUACGGGGACGAUAUGACCUCCAGCGAGAGCGAAGGAGACGCAGACGACGCUCCAGUGCUGAGAGUCAGUCAGGCUUUAGAGGAGAAUAAGACGCUCCUGAAUCCUCAUCCACUUCCUGUCCAGAGGAUCCCAGCGCCGCACGAGGAGAAACACACACACACACCACAGCAUUCCCAUCAUGCCCCGGCCGGCAGAGGAAGAGGACGCGGUCGUGGUCGCGGGGCGAGAGGAGGACGAGGAGGUAAAACCUUUAAACCUGCUGAAACACAGAGACAUCGACCUACACUACUAGAGAUGCUACUGGCUCCUGAUAUCCGUCACGAGAGGAACGUGGUUCUCCAGUGCGUCCGCUUCAUCGUGCGCAGCGGGUUCUUCGGUCUGGCUGCUCAAGACUCUCGUGAGAUCAGUGUGUCUGUGAACACAAGCGCUGAGCGAGCAUCAGAUGAGGACCUCAGUGGAGACAGACAGCAGCGCUCCGAGACCAGCUGUGACACGAGCGCUGGUGAAAACACGCGUGUGAACGAGCGUCCGGAGCGCCGCGGCGUGUUCCAGCAGCUGUUUGCUCAGCGGUUAGUGUGUGACGAGUCCUCCUGACGGCAGACGCUCAGAAACCUUUUUUUCUUCCACUUGUUAUUUUUAUUUACUAAUCAUGUGUUUGGCCUUUCAAAAGAAAAGACUCAUAACUAAUGAAUGGAUAUGAGUUAGUUUGAUCUGUAUUUUGAGCUCAUGUUCUGACUGUAGUUCUCUCAGAUGCAGUAAAUCUGUGAUUAUUUAAUGUUAAUCUUCAGAUCAUGCGUGUCCGCUGCUAAUCCUGACAAAAUAGUGCCUUUGUAUUAUGCAGUUAAAUAAAUAUGAACUUUACGGGCUGUG